Messenger RNA from Candoia aspera, 2193 nucleotides. RefSeq names its product vascular endothelial growth factor D (gene VEGFD). Gene Ontology annotation, cellular component: membrane. NCBI's taxonomy places the organism in Eukaryota, Metazoa, Chordata, Lepidosauria, Squamata, Candoiidae. Gene Ontology annotation, molecular function: growth factor activity; vascular endothelial growth factor receptor 3 binding; chemoattractant activity. The record is from RefSeq and is a predicted model, not a curated record. Gene Ontology annotation, biological process: induction of positive chemotaxis; positive regulation of mast cell chemotaxis; vascular endothelial growth factor receptor signaling pathway. The transcript is spliced from 7 exons. Bases 807 to 1850 code for a protein of 347 amino acids.
GGUUUGGUAAAAAUGUUCUCAAUAUAUAAGUAAGAUGUCUUGUAACAAACAAAAUAGAAAGAUGUAUGUUUAGAGAUGGGUCAUGGAAGAGCACCAAUUACAUGCUGAAGGUUCACAUUUCAGGUAAUUAUUUUUAAAUAAUAGUAUUACACUUUGCUUCAAUUAGUUUAGCAAGGCUGGACCUUUGGUAGUGUAAAAUGAAAUAAGAGCCAGAUUGUGACUAUGUUCUCUGCCAGUGUCUGUAUCAGAUUUAAGACACAUGCCACAGGCUUUUAUGAAGCCUGUAAAAAAAAAGUUUAAAUACAGAGUUGAAUUACAGCUCUCUCUAGCUCAAAACACUGGCUCUUGCACCACCGUCUUAACAAGAAGCUGCGGCAUGGAGCAGCAAGAUUUUAACCUUUCCUGAACCACAAAUGAAUGCUGAAUUUCUUCUUGUCUUUGAGUGGGAUUAGUCUUUGAGUGGGAUUAACUUUAUGAGCUGGUAUUUACAACCUGUGUUUGCUACUGUCUGAAAAUAUUUUUUAAAAAAUAUUUUGUAUUUUUUUUAUCGUACAAAGUUUCACAGGAAAUAAAUCACAUGGUUUAAGGGAAUUGGACUCAACCACAUUGGAUGCUGCUAGUGCUGUUCUUGUUUGUUUACUUCCCAUGUUAUGGUUUUCAAGUUUACAGCCGAGGGGGAUGCAAAUUUGGAUUGUGUGUUUUUGUAAGAAAAAAAAGUUUAUAGAAUAUGUAUUUUGAAACAAUUUCUGGUUCAGUUCUAUGAUAUCAACCUUGAAGCAAGCAAAGAGUGGAUCUUAAACUCAAGGAUGUGCAAGCUGUGGAUAACUAUAAACACAUUAAUGGUGGUUUUUCUACAUCUAAUGCAAGGUUUUGAACAUGGAUCUGUGAAGAGAACAGUGGAGUGGUCAGAAGAGCAGCUCAGGAAGGCUGCCAGUCUGGAAGAGCUCCUUCAGAUUACCCACUCAGAGGACUGGAAGCUGUGGAAAUGCCGAUUAAAACUCAAGAGUAUGUCUACUUUGGAUUCCAGAUCUGUCUCUCAUCGUUCAACAAGAUUUGCAGCUGCUUUCUAUGAUAUUGAGAUGCUCAAAAUUAUAGAUGAGGAAUGGCAAAAGACUCAGUGUGUGCCAAGGGAGACCUGCGUCGAAGUUGCCAAAGAGCUGGGAGCAGCAACCAAUAAAUUCUUCAAGCCUCCUUGUGUGAAUGUAUACCGAUGUGGAGGAUGUUGCAAUGAAGAAAGCUUGAGCUGCAUGAACACUAGCACAUCUUAUGUCUCCAAAAUGCUUUUUGAAAUUUCAGUACCUAUUACAAAUGUGCCUGACCCAAUUCAGGUCAAUAUUGCAAAUCACACUGGUUGUAAAUGUUCCACAGACCUUCAGCACCAAAUAUAUACUGUCAUACGAAGAUCUAUCCAAUAUCCCGAGGAAGUUCGUUGCCCCUAUUUAAAUAAACGGUGUCACGAUGGCUGGACAUGGGACAAUGAGAAAUGUGAAUGUGUAAUAGACAAAGAUCAUCUUGACAGAAUGGAAGGACUCCCUCCACUUGCUGAACUUGCUAUGUGUGCACCAAAUAUGGACUUCGACGAAGAAAACUGUGAGUGCUUCUGUAAAUGGAAAUGCACUGGCAAUUUAUUUCAGAACAAAGAAAACUGCAGCUGUUACACGUGCACUGAGAACCAGGAAAGCUGUUCUCAGAAACAUAAGACAUUUAAUGAAAAAACAUGCAGUUGUGAAGAUAGAUGCCCACUUCAUGACAAGGUGUGUACAACUGCUCGGCCAUUAUGUUCAAGGCACUGUCGCUGCCCGAAGGGAGGAAGAAGUCCUCAUGGAUUCCAGAGCAAAGAAAUUCCAUAACUGAACAUUUAUCUCUUAAAACAAGCACCACCCUACUGUGCAAAGUUAAUUGCCUACCACUGGCUAAGAAAUUGUAAAAAUAAUCAUGGAUAUGGAUGACUUUACUGAUUAAAUCCAGUCUGCGUUUGUUAAUAGAAAGGUGGAUUUGCAAGGAUAUUACUGUAUGUAGCCUCAGAUUUUGGCAGAAACAAAUUACAGUAUUGUUGUUUUACAUUUAUAGCUGCUGUUGCAUGAAAAAUAAAAUGGAUGGAAAAAAGGAUAGUAAUCAUCCUGAAGACUAAAAAUGUAGAAAUAUGUUCUAAACCAUCAGCCUACGUCUAUAAUGAGCAUAUUUUUAGAGCAA